Baudoinia panamericana UAMH 10762 is the source of this 1119-nucleotide messenger RNA. RefSeq lists its product as uncharacterized. The record is from RefSeq and is a predicted model, not a curated record. Gene Ontology annotation, biological process: transmembrane transport. Gene Ontology annotation, cellular component: endoplasmic reticulum membrane; Golgi membrane. Gene Ontology annotation, molecular function: UDP-N-acetylglucosamine transmembrane transporter activity. The transcript is spliced from 2 exons. The coding region runs from base 1 to 1119 and encodes 372 amino acids. NCBI's taxonomy places the organism in Eukaryota, Fungi, Ascomycota, Dothideomycetes, Mycosphaerellales, Teratosphaeriaceae.
AUGUCGUUAGCUCUUGGCCCGCUGACCACAGUGGCGCUCAUAUUCGGUGGCUGCUGCUCGAAUGUCUUCGCUCUGGAAGCGAUUAUAAAGACACAACCUUCAAGCGGCCUUUUGAUUACAUUCUGCCAAUGGCUCUGCACGACGAGCGCAGCGUAUGCGACGCAAUUCGCUCCUGGUAGUCCUUACACGGUCCGCCCGCCAAAGGUGCCAGUCCGGAGAUGGGCCGUAGUCGCUCUGAUGCACUGCAGUAUCAGUCUGCUCAACAACUGGGCAUUUGCAUUCAGCAUAAGCGUUCCCGUUCAUAUUGUUCUCCGCAGCUUUGGAAGUGUGUCGACAAUGCUCAUGGGCAUCAUCCGUGGAAAGCGUUACAGCUUCCUGCAAAUGCUUAGCGUGGCGAUACUCACUGUCGGCGUCUUGGUCAGUGCAUGGGCGGACUCUGAGAGCAAGGGCAAGAAACUGUCUUUGGAGAGCAAUGCCUCCGAGUCCGAGUUUACGACAGGUCUGAUGCUCCUGCUGAUGGCGCAAUUACUGUCCGCAUACAUGGGCGCAUACGUGGAAGACACAUACACCAUGUAUAAAGGCACCCACUGGACAGAGAAUCUGUUCUACGCUCAUUUCCUGAGUCUCCCGCUGUUCCUACCACUAUCCGAAACGUUACGUCAGCAAUACAGAAGGCUCGCUGCUACACCGCCGCUCAGCUUCGACCAUAAGAAGUGGCAGGUCUCGAUGCUCAUGCCAUCAGGCCUGGUAGAGGCUCCACUUGUAGCGAUGGAGUCACUUCCUCAAGGGAUCUUCUUCCUCUCGUUAACCGUUCUGACACAACUAGUCUGCAUUUCAGGCGUCAAUCUACUGUCUUCCAAGUCUUCCGCAGUCACGGUGACUGUAGUGCUAAACAUUCGGAAGCUGGUCUCUUUCAUUAUCAGCACAGCAUUCUUUGGACACCAACUCAGCGCAAAGAUGGUUCUUGGAUCUGCGUUGGUGUUUGGAAGUGGAGCGUUGUAUGGGUGGGAGACAAGCUGGCGGUUACCGCAAAAGCGCAAACGCCUGGCCGCAACGAAUGGCUCUGCUAAACCUAGGAGUCGGGAAGGGGCAAAUGGACAUGUUAAGAAACAAGCAUGA